Limulus polyphemus (Atlantic horseshoe crab) is the source of this 1687-nucleotide messenger RNA. RefSeq names its product vacuolar protein sorting-associated protein 11 homolog. Bases 32 to 1687 code for a protein of 551 amino acids. NCBI's taxonomy places the organism in Eukaryota, Metazoa, Arthropoda, Merostomata, Xiphosura, Limulidae. Gene Ontology annotation, biological process: vesicle-mediated transport; endosome organization; vacuole organization. The transcript has 19 exons. The record is from RefSeq and is a predicted model, not a curated record. Gene Ontology annotation, molecular function: protein-macromolecule adaptor activity; protein binding. Gene Ontology annotation, cellular component: endosome; HOPS complex.
UGUUUGUUUCAGACCUGGAUCAUCAGUUGAAAUGAACAUAGUAACAGUUUAUGACAUUCAGAAUAAGUUUAUAGCCUAUUCAGCUCCUAUGCCUGGUGUUGUGGAUGUUUUCUCAGAAUGGGGAACACUAUAUAUACUUGCUCAUGAUGGGAAGCUAUACAAUCUUCAGGAAAAAGACACUCAGAGCAAGUUAGAUAUGCUAUUUAAAAAGAACCAGUAUGUUUUAGCUAUCAGCCUGGCAAAGAGUCAACAGUAUGAUGAAGAUGGACUGAUUGACAUUUUUCGUCAAUAUGGAGACCAUCUUUACUGUAAAGGUGACCAUGAUGGAGCAAUUACUCAAUAUAUCAAAACUAUCGGUAAACUGGAAGCCUCUUACGUUAUACGUAAAUUUCUAGAUGCCCAAAGGAUCCAUAAUCUUACAGCAUACUUACAGGCAUUGCAUAAAAAAGGGCUUGCUACUGAAGAUCACACAACCCUUCUACUCAAUUGUUAUACCAAACUGAAAGAUAACAACAAACUCGAUGAGUUUAUAAUGACCAAAGACAGAGAAGUAGAUUUCGAUGUGGAAAUUGCAAUGAAAGUUUGUCGACAAGCAGGCUACUACACUCAUGCCCUCUACCUAGCUCAGAAACAUGAACAGCAUGACUGGUACCUGAAAAUUCAGCUUGAAGACCACAAAGACUACAAUAAAGCUCUAGAUUACAUUGCAAAAUUAGACUUUUAUCAAGCUGAAGAAAACAUGAAGAGAUAUGGAAAAAUUUUAAUGAGCCAAGUCCCUGAACCUACAACAGAACUACUAAAGAAAUUGUGCACUGAUUAUAAACCUAGCAAUGCUGAAGGGACUUUCUGUAGCUCAACUUUCCUGGUUGAUCAGAAUUCUCUAUAUGGCUCUGGAGUAGUAGAUAAUGAAAUAAAUAAGUCCUCACCGGAGGAAUUUAUUCAUAUCUUUGUCAACAAUUCCAAGAAACUGAUGGAAUUCCUGGAGAUGAAGGUUGAACCUCGUAGCUCCUCUGCCUUAGUGUACAAUACUCUGUUAGAGCUCUACCUCCAUAAUUACAAUCAUGAGACUGAUGAAAGUAAUAAAAAAGAAUGUGAACAGAAGAUAAUGGAUAUGCUUAGUAAUCCAGAGGCAAGAUACCAUGUUGAUCAGGCUCUGGUCUUGUGUCAAAUGAACAGUUUUAAACCUGGAAUUUUACAUCUUUAUGAAAAGGAAAAGCUGUAUCAGCAGAUUUUGGCGUAUCACAUUGAGCAUAAAGACUAUGAAAAUGUCAUCAAAACAUGUGAAAGGUUUGGAAACUAUGAUCCCAUGUUGUGGGUUCAGGCUUUGUGGUUCUUCUCACAGACAACUGAAGACAAGUUUCUGAUGUCUGUAUUAUCUCAGAUUGAGAAAAAGAAGCUUUUACCACCAAUUAUGGUUGUGAAUAUAAUGUCAAGAAGUCACACCGCUACAUUAGCUGCUAUAAAGGAUUACUUGAUCAGAUACCUUCAACAAGAGAAUGACCGUAUCUCUGAGAAUGAAAGAUUAAUCAGACAAUAUCGAGAAGAAACUCAGAAGCUAAGGAAUCAGAUGGAAGAAAUGAGAACUAAUGCCCGGAUAUUCCAAGUUUCCAAGUGUAGUGGCUGCUCGCACCAGUUGGAGCUUCCUUCUGUGCACUUCCUGUGUGGCCACUCCUACCAUCAACAGUAA